Molecule: messenger RNA, 1847 nt
Organism: Hibiscus syriacus
Lineage: Eukaryota; Viridiplantae; Streptophyta; Magnoliopsida; Malvales; Malvaceae
Product: probable protein phosphatase 2C 5
Exons: 8
Coding region: 271-1557 (428 amino acids)
Biological process (GO): protein dephosphorylation
Molecular function (GO): protein serine/threonine phosphatase activity
Source: RefSeq, a predicted model, not a curated record
CUAGAUUUCUCUCCCAAGCAAAUCACUGUGAGCUCCCUCUCCCUCUCUCUCUCUCUCUCUCUCUCUCCUUUAGGGCUUUGAUUUUUGGAACCCAGAAAAAGCACAAAAAGGAGAAUGUGUUUUUGUACAAGCAGAUAAAUGAAGAGGUGCCCAAUGUACGGCUAGACCUGCUCGAUCUGAGGAUUUCGUGACUGGUGAUGCUAAGUUGUUUCAUUUGGAUUGCUAAAACUUCAUCAGUGGAGUUCUUGGAAUGUUGACACCUUAACUAACAUGAGCCAGGUUGAAGUAUCGAGGAUGAAGCCACCUCUUGUUCCACUUGCGACCUUAAUUGGCCGGGAACUGAGGAAUGAGAAAGUCGAGAAGCCUUUUGUGAAGUUUGGACAGGCUGCUUUGGCCAAAAAAGGAGAAGAUUACUUUCUGAUUAAACCUGAUUGUGAGAGGGUUUCUGGGAAUCCAUCAACAUCUUUUUCAGUAUUCGCGAUUUUUGAUGGGCAUAAUGGUAUAUCAGCUGCCAUUUUUGCCAAGGAGAACUUAUUGGGUAAUGUCUUGAGUGCAAUUCCACAAGGUGCCAAUAGGGAGGAGUGGCUUCAAGCCCUUCCCCGGGCUCUGGUUGCAGGUUUUGUGAAAACAGACAUCGAAUUUCAGCAGAAAGGGGAAACUUCUGGGACAACAGUUACGUUUGUUGUGAUUGAUGGAUGGACUGUCACUGUUGCAUCUGUUGGCGAUUCUAGAUGUAUAUUGGACACCCAAGGGGGUAUAGUUUCUCUCCUGACAGUAGAUCACAGGCUAGAAGAGAAUGAAGAAGAAAGGGAGCGUGUCACUGCCAGUGGGGGUGAAGUUGGGAGACUUAAUGUUUUCGGGGGCAAUGAGGUUGGUCCCCUUCGUUGCUGGCCUGGUGGAUUAUGCCUUUCUAGGUCAAUUGGUGACACAGAUGUUGGGGAGUUUAUUGUACCAAUACCGCAUGUUAAGCAAGUGAAGUUGUCAAAUGCUGGAGGACGACUUAUUAUUGCUUCAGAUGGUAUUUGGGAUGCUUUGUCUUCAGACAUGGCUGCCAAGUCUUGUCGGGGACUACCAGCAGAGCUUGCAGCAAAGCUGGUUGUUAAGGAAGCUUUGAGGUCAAGGGGCCUGAAGGAUGAUACAACAUGCCUGGUUGUCGAUAUUAUUCCUUCUGACGUGCCUGUCCUACCUUCAACACCUAUGAAAAAGCAGAAUGUGCUCAGUUCUUUACUUUUCGGGAAGAGAUCUCUAAAUUCUACAAACAAAACUACAAGUAAACUCUCUGCUGUUGGAGUUGUUGAAGAGCUAUUUGAGGAGGGUUCUGCAAUGCUUGCUGAAAGGUUAGGUAAGGAUUUUCCCACAAAUACAAACUCGGGAAUCUUCAAAUGUGCUGUCUGUCAAGUCGAUCAACCUCCGGCAGAGGGUUUAACUGUGAACUCCGGGCCAUUUUUCUCACCUGCUUCAAAGCCCUGGGAAGGACCCUUUCUCUGCACAAACUGUCGGAAAAAGAAAGAUGCCAUGGAAGGAAAAAGGACAAGCAAACCCACGGUGAUCGCAUAAACAUCUCUUCCGGUAACAAAGUAAAUAUGAUGUAUUUUCCCCCCUGGCAGUGUGAACAUCCUUUGUUUCCCAUUUUACCUGGUGAUUGCAGUAGAUGAUCCGAGUUAGAGAUGAUGAGGUAGGGUGUUUUGCCAUUAUUGUUUUUGUGAGUUUACAUUUGUGCUCGGCUAUAUCACGGACCAACUCGGGACGAAGAUGGUGUCUGAUAGAUAUUUGUGAUCAUAGUUUGAAUUGCUAACCGCUUGAAUUUGUAAUUAAAAGUGAAGAAUGCAAGUAGUGUGUAUGUAUUU